AUGGGUGCCGGGCUAGUACAGAGCCGACCGCGCUCGCGAUCACUGCAGAGCUCCCAUACCCACACGAGUGGCUCGUCGGCCGCCACCAGCGCAUCGACGCGUGAGAACGCCGGCGGCUCUGAGCGGCGCAUCUCGUCCAAGACACGCGUGGAUGGUGGAUUCGUCGUACGGCAGGGACUGUACAAGGACAAGACGGACUAUGCGGAUAUGCAGGUGCGGCAGUGGAUUGUCGAGCGCCGGCUGAGCCCGUUUUUUGCCGGCGCGGAUGAUGAGGAAGAGCUAGAAGGGGCGCAAGUCCGGUCCGAGUGUCCUAUUUGCUUUCUCUUCUAUCCCAUGCAUCUGAACCAAACGCGGUGCUGCACACAGCCGAUCUGCACCGAGUGCUUUGUGCAGAUUCAGCGCGUCGAUCCCUCUACAAGAGUGCCGCCGUCGUCUCAGCCGGCUGCGUGUCCGUUCUGCGUCGAGCCGAACUUUGGGGUGGUGUAUGCACGAGACGCACCCAGCGUGGAUGCACAAGCGGCGAUUGAGCAUGCCGCCAAAGCGAUCGGCACCGGUGGCAACACCACUGACACGAAACGGGCAUCGUUUCCUGCGGACCAUGAGGCAGUCGUGCUGGUCGAUCACGUUCAUCCGCACUGGCACGACAAACUCGAUCGUGCCGUGCGCAACGCUGCGCGCCAGGCGAAUCGCCGCGUGAUCUUACGCGAGGAGGGCGGCUCCCUCGUGCCUGUGGGUGUCUCCUCCUCUCGAACGGGCGAUGCCCUCGCAACGUUUGUGGCGCAGCAUCGACAUAUUGGGCGUCCAGGGCCGGGGGGCAGCAUCAUCUUGCACAGCCAUGUCAUGCAUACUGAGCUGCAGCGAUAUGCGCACUCGUCGCUCGCUCGCCGCGAUCCUAAUCGCCCUCAGGUAGGCGAUCAGAUGGCCCGCACGCUCGCUGCUCUCUCGCCCGAGGAGCUGGAAGAGCUUAUGCUGCGCGAGACGCUGCGGAUCAGCCAGCUCGAGCAUCAGGGCACUGCCCCGCCGGAGCCGAGUCAGGAAGAGCCACGCCCCGAGCGCGCGUCGCGCCGACGAUCGCUGCUGCCCACGAAACUAGCCCAAGCGUCGCCGUUUCGCUUCAAGCGCCGCAACAGUGCAUCGUCGUCUUCUCAGCCCCGUGCGUCGUUCGAUCGAGCGCCCGGUGACCCUGCAGCCACGGCUGCUGCUGCACCUAGUACACCGCGCGGCUCUCCUGAAAGGCCGAUAAGGAGCUCGCCGUUGCGCCUGUCUCACACCUGUCGUGCGUCUUUGGAUACCCCGCGCUCAUCACCUUGGGCCGAGCGUGCGAUUCAGCAGGGCGUGUCACGGGCGUCGAUGUCUUCCGUCCCAGAUAGCCGUCGGCACUCCUUGCAGCUCUCGCCGGCUCUGCGUGAUCUCGAGGGUCUAGCGUUGGUGCCGGACGGCCCUGCGGCCCCGCGUUCGUCCACCAAUCCGUUUCGCACCGUGCCUCCGUCGCUCCGUAGAUAG
Messenger RNA from Malassezia restricta, 1503 nucleotides. RefSeq names its product protein SIP5. The coding region runs from base 1 to 1503 and encodes 500 amino acids. Gene Ontology annotation, cellular component: cytoplasm. Lineage: Eukaryota; Fungi; Basidiomycota; Malasseziomycetes; Malasseziales; Malasseziaceae. The record is from RefSeq and is a predicted model, not a curated record. The transcript has a single exon.